Messenger RNA from Lineus longissimus, 3701 nucleotides. Its product is annotated as calexcitin-2-like. The transcript is spliced from 5 exons. The coding region runs from base 835 to 1608 and encodes 257 amino acids. Gene Ontology annotation, molecular function: calcium ion binding. Lineage: Eukaryota; Metazoa; Nemertea; Pilidiophora; Heteronemertea; Lineidae. The record is from RefSeq and is a predicted model, not a curated record.
GGAUGUGAUAUACAUCACGGCAUAUCGUUCUAGACGGGCAGGUUGAUGAGAUAAUCCAUCGAGUCAGGUCGCCAGAUCAGAACAGAGUUCCCAUUGCGAGCCAUCGGAUGCAUAUUUGGAGCGGGUAGGGACUAAAAAGGAUCCACCAGAACAGGUGGAAUCGGUAGAUUUGAGCAAAGUGACUGGAGAUACGGAUCGAAGAUUGGAUAUUUCCGGCUGAGUCUAGGAUACUAUAUUUUCAGCUCCGUUUGAGCGCGCAUUAGGUGUAAAGGUGUCUUCUGCGCGGGCGACGUUUCGGCAAUGGUGGACGAGACUUCAUCACCUGAGCACUCUCAAGCAUACAUAGGCAAGAGGAGCAGCACCAGGGAUAGAUGAUCAACAGGUGUGAACGUUAAGAAGCGAGAUUCAGCGCCAACGUCAUUCAGGCGCUAAACAGGAUACAAACGGCGCGAAGUCAGAACAUCCGGAACAGUUUCGGCGCAAAAAGGAUAUUUUAGGGACGGUUUUGGCGCAAAAGGGAUAUACUUUAUCGACAGAUUAGGCGCUUAAGGGAAUACUUAAGGGACAGUUGCCCUAUAAAGGAUACUUCAGACUGGUGACCUUUGCAACAGUUUCGGCGUCAAAAAGGGUCACUUUUUGCACUAAAGGGAUAUUUUAAAAACAGUUUCGUCGCUGAAGGGAAUACUUUAGAUAUUGUUUCGGCGCUAAAAAGGUCAAUUACGGCGCAAAAAGGGGAUACUAAGGAACACUUAGGAACAUUUUUCGACAUAAAGGGAUACUUGAGGAGGAUCUGAGCCCUCUAUCUAAAUUAUCAAAGUCAAUUAAUUUCAAAGCAUGGCGACGAACGGGUCAGACCUUUCGCCGAAUGGUGAAAUCGCGGAGUCCUACAUUCGAAGGGGCUCGCUGAAAGAUAUGCUUAUGGUUCCACGGGACGCCUCCAGACCGAAGUCCCCCGGGGUGGCGAAGAUGAGCACAUUUCAAAAAAAGAAGAUCGACUACAUGUUCGACACGUUAUAUGGCCCAACAGACGGCGACACCGUAUCACGUGAAGAUUUUUGGAAACUGCUGAAGACAGCCUCAACCAUCCGCGACUGGACGCCCAUGAACCCGGGCUUCCGGGAGUUCCAGCUGAGAAUAGCCAGCAUCUGGGCGGGGCUCAUCAAGGGCACAUUAGUAUACAAGGCGGAAGGGAAUCUACUAGUCAUGGAGAUCAAGCGUGAAGAAUGGAACCACUAUUGGGGCGAUUUCGCAGAAGCAGCGCACCUUGCCGGACAAACCUGGCCCGAGUGUUCCAAAGACGGCAGAGUUGACUACCAGUGUCUGAAAGACUUCACAGACUUCAUGUUCAACAUGAUGGACGUAAAUGGCGAUGGCAGCCUAGACAAGAAAGAAUACAUAAAAUGUUUAGCAGCGUUUGGCAUUCCCGAAAACGACAGUGAAGACUGCUACGAAAGAAUCCUGUUGAUCUUAAACCGAGACAAAACGGAUCCGAGCCAGUGCCAGCUAGACGAACCGACGUUUGACAAAUUAUGGUUCGAAUUCCUAACGAGUAAUGACGAAAGGGAGGCUGGUAACUAUCUCCUGGGGCCGAGUCCUGUCUAUUCUUAGGGACGAGAUCGAUUGACUGUUUGCCAAUUGAACAUGUUGGACUGUCUGUGAUGACGUCAUAUAUUUAUCUGGCGAAAGAGCAUCCUUGAAUCGCAAACUUGGUGAAUGCCACAUUCAGCUGACCUAUACCGGUGUGCAAGGGAUUCUGGACCCCAGGCGGAAAAAUUCAGUGAUCAUAUUGCCAGCCUGCAAAGGCAUUUUGUUGUCAAACAACUUCGAAUGACUUAUUCUCAUUGGGGACUUAAUUCCCUUUCGCACCGAUUUUGUGGUUGUAAAGGCUGUACUGGUAGAGCGUUUUUCAGAUAGAUCUGGCCAAAGGUACUUGGCCGAUCACUUGUCACUAAACUGUAAUAGAGUGAUCAAAAAUUGUAAUGUUCCACUGCUCUGGGCACGCGGUGUCAUAGUUGACCAGAUUUAGUUGACACCGUGAGAGAGUAUCGGUACCUUUGGCCAGAACGAUAUGAAAUUUUUUUUUAACCCGUCUGCUUUUUCCAUUUUGAACACUUCCAGCCAAACCGUGGUCAGGUGGGAGUCGCAAAAUGCGCCAUAAUGGAGUUCUUCGUACGUUUACGAAGACAUCCUGUCCAGAACUGCUGAAUCUCACUAAUGAUACUGUUAAGAGUUAACUUAAAGGGGCAACUUGGGCAUGGGAUUUACAUGGCCAGGAGGAUAAUAUUCCUGCUCGACACCAUGCGGCGCCACUGGUAGUAUCAUACCGAACGACCGACCCAUUUGACGCCAUCAAUUAUUGCAGUGAUGGUUCUUCAGUGAUCCUGCGUGGAGAAGUUCCGGUCAUGCUGGAAGUCUUUUUGUAUGAAAAAACAACAUCUCUCAUGCCCAAGUUGUCUCUAUAACUGUACAUGUACAAAUUCUGCCUUACGUGUAAAUGAUAUUUUCACUAAUUAUUAUUUUAUAUUGCGGUACAAGUUUAUAUGAUGAGGGAAAGCGGUUGGAAAGUUCCGAGACCAUUUCCGAAAUAAUGUCGAAAUCCCUAGUUUUCGAGACUGUGUAAGGCACUCGAGGCUGUGGCUACAAAGAAAGCCCACAUACUGUGAUGACGUGUUUAAGCCGGUUUAGAGGCGAAUACACAAUCAGCCUAUGAUUUAACCACUGAUACGCCACUAUGUCUAGAAGCGUAAUGACAUUAUAGCGAGGUUUUGCAAGCUUACGUUUACAUUCCCAAACAAUGAGAGGGAAAAAAGAAAUUGAAAUACUCAACAACAAUAGGCGAGCUUAAACACGUCGACAGUGAAGCUAAAACGCUUGUACAGAAUGUAAUAUUAAUCAUUUUCCCUUCAAAGAAAUGGUCGAGGAAUUUCAACAUCUUCUUUCACAUUGUAAAUAUUAGAGUUAUAAAAGGGCUUUUUAUUAUAUUCUAUUAAUAUUAUAUGCAAUGUUCCACCACCAGCGUGUACCUCUUUGCAAGUGCUGCCACUUAGGCUGGGUUUUUGUCCAUCGUAAUAGAGUCACGUGCGCCAGCAUAGACCUCCUUACCUUUCCUGAGAAUCACACACAAUCCCAGACAUUCUAUGAUAAAGAAUUCUGCGUUUUGAAAUUUAAGCCACUUGGCCUGUGUAAAGCAAGAGCUUAAAGACAUUGGAGUAGGCCUAUAUUAGUUAACAGACUCUUGAUAAUUUCUUAUCUUUUACUGUCCUUGGUUCAGGACGCACCUCAACAGCGGUGUAACAUUUGUGAUUGUCCGCAGUAUUCCAGUGUCAAAAUGCUUGUUCCAUAUAUUAACACAAAAUAUUCAUUUGUUUUUGAAUUGAAGAACAGUAUUUUCUCCCAGGUAGAAAAUUGAAGGGAAAUAAAGAAUUCUCAAUACUCUUGAUACCUUUAGUAGCCCCAGCCAGCAGGAUAGUGAGAGCCAUCUGGUGUUCAGAUUGGUGAUCUCUCAGAUGACAUCUCGGCUAUUCUCGUUCUCCCUGCGCCGAUCUCGAGACCUUCUACUUCUGAUCUUUUGUAUGUACCCACGCGUCGCGACAUGCCUCUGUGUAAACAACGGUGACACCUGGUGGCUAUAUGGAACAUUAUCUUUGGUGACGAUGAAACUUUAUGGGAAUUAAUUUUAAUAAAGAAGUAUGAAAUCAAAA